CGGUGUCAGCAGCCGCUUGACAUCCGCAGCACCCGCAAGGCCCGCACCCAGGCUCUGGCCCCAAAGGUGGGCGCCAGGCCCAGGCACGGCCCGUCCCCGCUCCAGACCCUUACCUGAGCCAGCUCUUGGUCCCCGCUACCGCAUCCUCCAAGCACAACGCCCCUGCCCCCAUGCUUCCCCCCGCCUCGCAUCCCAGCAACGCGUGCAGAGCCCAGGAGCAUGGUGGUCCUCCCCCAGGCCUGCCCCACGCCCCCCGGACCUGGACGCCCCCCGAGGCCUGGACGCUCCCACCGCGGCGCUCCUGCCCCGCUUCAAGGCCCCCAAUCCAGGUGCACAACCUUCAGGUUUGGCCCCACGAAGAUGAACUGGGCACCCGCAACGUGCUGGGCUCUGCUACUGGCGGCCGCUUUCCUCUGCGACAGCGGCGCAGCCAAGGGCGGCCGCGGAGGGGCGCGGGGCAGUGCCCGGGGAGGGGUUCGCGGGGGCGCGCGCGGGACCUCGAGGGUGCGCGUGAGGCCGGCGCCGCGCUACGGUGCCCCUGGCUCCUCCCUGCGCGUGGCUGCGGCAGGGGCGGCGGCUGGGGCGGCGGCGGGAGCAGCCGCGGGCCUGGCGGCGGGCUCGGGCUGGAGAAGGGUCGCGGGAGCGGGGGAGCGCGGCCUGGAGGACAACGAGGACGGGGUGCCCGGAGGCAACGGGACCGGCCCCGGCAUCUACAGCUACCGGGCGUGGACUUCAGGCGCUGGACCCACGCGCAGCCCUCGUCUCUGUCUUGUGCUGGGCGGCGCCCUCGGCGCCCUGGGGUUGCUGUGGCCCUAGGCCUGGCUGGGCUCGGGGACUACAUCUGGCCCCCGGCCCGCGCCGUCCCCAGGAUCCCCCGGACUGGGCUCCCCCUUCCUCCCUUGCCCACGGUCUUGGGCCCCAGCUGGGGCUGGAGCUGCAGGCUGUCCCUGUGGACCUGCCAUCCAGUGUCCUGCCCACGCCGCCUCAGCCUCCCACCUCCCACCUCGAGGGGACCAUGGAUCCUGCCCCACCCCGCUCCAGGAUGUUAGGGUCCCCCCAGUCAGAAAGGCAGCGGCCUGUGGCUCCUGUACCAACCGCCCAGCCACGCUCCAGAGCCGCCCAAAGGGAGGUGCCAAGACCAGGAACCCAAGCCACCCCGGCUCCCCUCACCUGCCCAGGGGCUGUGGUGACCCAUGGGCAGGGAGACGACCUCAGGCUGGUUCUGCCACGGAGGCCCUGAGGAAUGUGGCCCUCCCCAAAAGCAGCAAUGAAAUGGACCAAAGGACUUCAGGAUUUGGGGGGAAGUGAGGGGAAAACGAUAGGUGCUAACCACCUGCCCAGAAGAGACGAGUGGAUCUCACAGCCCAGGAACAUUCCCGAGCAGGGAAAAUGUCCCUCCGAGGAACGUCCAUCCUGGCUCUCUGCAGCUGAUGGGAAAACACACCCUGCCCUGGAGGGGCUGCCCAGGCCUUGUGCCCCACACCCUCAGGCUGAGAUCCGUCAGAGACCCACUUUGCUCCAACAACUUGAAACAUGUCACUUUACCCUCCUUAGGACCCAUUUCGGGGGGGAAAACCCAACACAUUCCAGAGCUUUCCAAAUCUUUUGAACUUUAGGUUCACAUUCAGGCAUCACAGUUCUGCCUGUACUCAGGGCACGGCCACUGCCAAUCCCGCUGAAGAGCCCUCCCUGGGCACAGCUCAGGCUGCACAGCACGCGUAUUUCCCUGCAGGCAGCCCCUUCCUCAGAAGCAGCUGUUCCAGGCCUCGGAACAGGGCCUGGGUAUCGAGGCAUGGUAGAUCGGCAGUUGAUGGCCUGCUCAGUGGAUCAGGAGCUGACUCAGACCACGGAGCAAGCAGGGGCCAGUGGCGGGCCCCGGCGCCCAGCAGGACACCCAUGCAAGAGGUUGAGCCCCCAACAUCUCCAAGGGCUCUGACCACCCAAGGACAGGAGACACAAGGAGUGGCACCAGACAGUCACGACAAGGACUUGCCUCCAGCACUGGACACACCUGUGUUCAGACCGGCCCUCUGCUUCCCAGUCCUGCCAGCCUGGGGCAUCCUCCAUGGACUCAGCACUGAGGGGUCUUGGGUCUGCCACGUUCUCUAGCUCUCCAGUCACCCGACUCAUCCGAGGUAGGAUGGGUUCUCCCUGGCCCCCCGUGGCCUUAGGAUCUCACCCUCUCCAUGCCCUGGUGAGAGCCUCGCCCGCUGCCAGGCUACAUCCCUCCUGGGCCUGAGCCUCUGGACUCAGUGGACACCAAAGUUGAGACCAGCACCCCCCAUGGGCCCUGCCAGCCUCUGCCUUCCCCAGCUGGCCUGGGUGCUGGCCAGGGUGAGGAUCUGGAAGCUGCUGGCAGGACUCAACCAAGCACUGCUCUCUAGCUCCGGGGCACUAAGCCACAGGAGGCAGCACCCUGCAGCCUCCCAUCCACACUGCCAGCAAUGCCCCGGCCCAGUGAGCCCAGACGCUCCCCCACCCCUUCCAGACCAAGCUCAGUGCCACCAAGACCAGCAGGCCAAGGCCAGGCCCUGCCCCAGAUCCUCAUAAGCAGAGGAGCCCUUCUGCCAUUUGCCCAGGAGGCAGGGAGUGGUCCGAGUCUCCUCAAAGUAGGGAGACCCACCGGAGCCCCCUUGACUUUGCAGACACCCACCUGGAAAAUGGGCUGAGCUGCACCAGACCCUCACACACCACAGCACUGCAAGCUGAUGGAAUGUUCCAGAUGUGAUGGACACAUCGUGAUCUGCAGCACAUCAGCAUCUGACACAGCCAAUCUGAACACUUCCGGCCCAGGCGGUCAGGGUUAUGGCAGGAUGCAGGUGGCACGCGGGGACUAACUUCAGGCUGAUGAGUGUGUGGGGUACGGGGCAGCAGAGGCAGCUAGCCAGCAAGGAGGGGCCGCUGAGCACCAGGGCCGUGGUGGAGGCUGCUGUGGGAAGGCCAGGCCACCACCGGAAAGAGGCCGGAGCUUCUGCACAGGAUGUCCCUGGCCCCAGGCCCCGCAGCACUUCAGUCCAUAUCCCCAGCCCCACUCACCUUCCUUCCUCUUCCCUCUUCUAGGACACAGGCUGUGGACCUUCAGGUGCACCGAUAAUGGGGCUGGAGGGGCCCGCACACCUCUCAGCCCCACUAAUGCAGAAACCCACGACCCGUGAGCUAGAAGGUGCUCAGAGGCCAGGGGGUCUCUACUGCCCAUGCCGGGCGGCCUUCCAGUCUCUGCACAGCAAAGCCAUGUGCAGGGCGUCCCCCUCAACUCUGCCCUGGAACAUGCCCCAGGGCACUGAGGGGUGAAGCCAGUGCUUGGGCUCUGCUGCUGGGAGUCUCGUUUGUGUCUACGUGCGCCUGUAAGUGUGAAAUAAACCUCUCUGGUGGCA
Molecule: messenger RNA, 3374 nt
Organism: Rhinopithecus roxellana (golden snub-nosed monkey)
Lineage: Eukaryota; Metazoa; Chordata; Mammalia; Primates; Cercopithecidae
Gene: SPRN
Product: shadow of prion protein
Exons: 2
Coding region: 220-816 (198 amino acids)
Biological process (GO): protein import into nucleus
Cellular component (GO): nucleus; membrane
Molecular function (GO): nucleic acid binding
Source: RefSeq, a predicted model, not a curated record